Molecule: messenger RNA, 2428 nt
Organism: Anguilla anguilla (European eel)
Lineage: Eukaryota; Metazoa; Chordata; Actinopteri; Anguilliformes; Anguillidae
Product: glutaminase kidney isoform, mitochondrial-like
Exons: 18
Coding region: 294-2096 (600 amino acids)
Biological process (GO): L-glutamine catabolic process
Molecular function (GO): protein binding; glutaminase activity
Source: RefSeq, a predicted model, not a curated record
UAGCCGAAACCAGCCAGCCACCUCCCACAGUAGACUGCACGUAGCCUACGCGGUCAUUCGUCACCGUAGCUGCCGCAUAUCUCGCAGUCUUGUUUUAUUUUUGAACCAUUGCUGUGACGCCUGUCCACACGCGUGCUCGGGUAACUCUCUACCAACGCCUGCGCUGCUUGAACCGGAGCAACACCUGUAACGGACGGGAUCUCCUCGCAACUGAACGGUGGUUCUAAGAUUGGCUAAGCGGGCCGGUCUCAUUGAAAAGGUUGUCCUGUCACAUCGACCGCUGCGCGUCUACAAUGCAUUGUCUGAGAACCCUGAGUGGGGCAAAUGCGAGAGUUCUGCGGCUACUGGCGAAAAAUGGUGCCGAAAAACCCUUGCUCGGGGGCAACAGCUGCGUCUUGGACCGGAUGUGGACCCUUAAUCAGCGCCUCUGUUGGGGCAUCGCGUCGCAGAAACCGAAGUCCUACGUAGAACCCACGGCCAUGGACUGCAAGCCACUGUCCAGUCUGGAGGACAUGCUUUUUUACACCAUCACAGAGGGAGAGGAGAGGAUCCCCGUCUCUCGCUUCAUCUCUGCGCUGAAGAGUACAGGGCUGCUGACCUCUGACCCCCGGCUGACGGACUGCAUGCAUCAUCUGCGGCGGUCUGUCCAGGAUUCCGCUGGGGGGGCCAUGAUGGACCGGGACCUCUUCAGGAAGUGUGUGGGCAGUAACCUCGUCCUCCUGACCCAAGCCUUCAAGAAGCAGUUCAUCAUCCCAGACUUUGAGGCCUUCACUUCCAACAUCAAUCAGCUGUACGACCAGGCUGAGAGACAGGGGGGGGGGCAGGUAGCGGACUAUAUUCCUCAGCUGGCGAAGUUUAGUCCCUCUCUAUGGGGCGUAUCACUGUGUACAGUGGAUGGACAGCGGCACUCUGUGGGCGAUACCAAGGUGCCGUUCUGCCUGCAGUCCUGUGUGAAGCCUCUAGGGUACGCUGUGGCUGUGCACGAGGCCGGCACUGAGCAUGUGCACCGCUACAUCGGCAAGGAGCCCAGCGGCUUCAAGUUCAACAAGCUGUCACUCAACGAGGAAGAAAAGCCACAUAACCCCAUGGUCAAUGCAGGUGCCAUCGUCGUCAGCUCUCUCAUCAAGCCUGGAUCCAAUAAAGCAGAGAAGUUUGACCUUAUGAUGGACUUCCUCAAAGGCAUGGCCGGCGGAGAGUAUGUGGGCUUCAGCAAUGCAACGUUCCAGUCAGAGAAAGAAACUGGGGACAGGAAUUUUGCCAUUGGAUACUACCUCAAAGAGAAACGUUGCUUUCCCCGAGGAGCAGAUAUGAUUGCUGCGCUGGACUUCUAUUUCCAGCUCUGCUCCAUAGAAACCACCUGUGAGUCGGGCAGUGUCAUGGCCGCCACCCUGGCCAAUGGGGGUAUCUGUCCAAUCACAGGCGAGCGCGUGCUGAGCGGAGAGGCCGUGCGUAACACGCUCAGCCUCAUGCACUCCUGCGGCAUGUACGACUUCUCCGGCCAGUUCGCCUUUCACGUGGGCUUACCUGCAAAGUCUGGAGUUUCAGGUGCAGUGUUACUGGUGGUUCCCAACAUCAUGGGGUUAAUGUGUUGGUCGCCCCCUCUGGACAAGGUUGGGAAUAGCAUCCGGGGGAUUCACUUCUGCCAGGAGUUGGUGUCCCUAUUCAACUUCCACAACUAUGACAACCUGAGACACUUCGCCAAAAAACUGGACCCGCGCAGGCCGGCCGGGGAUGACAGGAACAUAUCUGUGAUCAACGUGAUGUUUGCGGCCUACAGCGGGGACGUCUCAGCCCUCAGGAGGUUUGCUCUGUCUGCGAUGAACAUGGAGCAGCAGGACUAUGACUCCCGCACGCCUCUGCAUGUGGCCGCCGCUGAAGGACAUGUGGACGCUGUGGUGUUUCUGACUGAGCACUGCAGAGUUAACCCUUUCAUCAAGGACAGGUGGGGGAACAGUGCACUGGAUGAUGCCAUGCAGUUUGGGCAGGAGAGCGUGGUGAAAGUUCUGCAGGAGUACCAGCGCACUCACCUGCUGCUGGAGUCGCAGUCAGACUCCGAGGACCAUGGGAAGCUGAAGGCUGUGGACAGCGUGGUUUAGCCAAUCCCGGGCCUCGCUCUCCUACGACCACAACCCAGAGGCGGGAUUGGCCCGGCUACGUUUCGCUUCUCUCUGCGGAGUUUCUGAGCGAGGACGACGGACUCAAACCAACAGGAGCGCAGGCCCCACCAUAGGCUCCAGCGCAGAGCUGUCAGGUUGGGCUGAGCUCUGCUGGGCCAAUGACAAGUCAACGACUCGCCUUCACUUCUGCAGAGAGAGAGAUCUGUCUGUAUGCACACACACACGCACGCACCACACAAACACAUGAACACACAUGCACACACCACACACACACAUGAACACGCACACAUACACGCACGCACGCACAACAC